This is a messenger RNA of Schistocerca nitens (vagrant locust), 2863 nucleotides long. Its product is annotated as zinc finger protein GLI3-like. Lineage: Eukaryota; Metazoa; Arthropoda; Insecta; Orthoptera; Acrididae. Bases 152 to 2407 code for a protein of 751 amino acids. Gene Ontology annotation, biological process: regulation of transcription by RNA polymerase II. Gene Ontology annotation, molecular function: RNA polymerase II cis-regulatory region sequence-specific DNA binding; DNA-binding transcription factor activity, RNA polymerase II-specific. Gene Ontology annotation, cellular component: nucleus. The transcript is spliced from 10 exons. The record is from RefSeq and is a predicted model, not a curated record.
AUCAGUGGCGCGGCCGCGAGUGUUGAGCCUGCAGCAUCCAGCCAGCAGCCACGCCAGUCGGACUGCCACAGUGCGACGCGCCGGACGUCACCGAGUUCUCACAAGACUGACUGCAUCUCUCUUCUCCACUGGGUUCUGUCUGACAUGAAACAUGCAUCUGGAUCCAGCAACUCCAGCAGAAAGUCAGAUGUCAUCCAGAGGACUGCAUCAUUCUUUAACAUCGUGUGCAUCACCUACAUUGAACUUCUCAUCAACUGUGUACUCGUCUUUUAGUCAGGCACCACAAGAUACUGCAUCAUUCUUCAGCCUGAUUCCAGAUGCUAUUCCAGUACGCACUGCGUCUGAAGAUGUUAGAGAGGAGUGUGGACCACAGACAUGCUCAACAGCUUUACUCACACCCACACAAAACGAGUUUUUUGAACAAGAUUUCAAUGUGUCUGUAGAGGAUAAGAUGGAUUACCAUACGCCACUUUUGGACAAUACAACGACAAUUCCAUCAUUCCUCUCACAGGAAGAUUGUUCAUUAUAUCUACGUGAGCUAGUGUGCAGUGAAUUUCCUACUACCUUAAUCAAGAGCAAAAGCCCAUGUUUAAAUGACACUUCUGAUUAUUCGGUGGAUGAAGUAUCGUCCUUUUGUGAAAAUUUCUCAGUAUCAUUCGAUGGUGUAUCUCAAAUUUCAGUAAUUUCUGAUUCAGGUGUAACAGAGGUUCAUAACUAUUCUCUGGAAGACAGCAACAGUGAAACAUCGCUUCCUUGUCAAAAUGUAGAUGUACCCUCAACUUCAUCAAAACAACACAUUACCAUUGCUCCAAAUGUGCUGCAGGAGAAAAGAACUAGUUCAAAUACCCAAAGUCUUUGUGAACAAACUGUUGUUGAUGGUAUGGACAACGAAAGUACAGACUUAAAAUUUUCGUCUUGGAAUAUCCAUAAUACUGAUUCAAGAAGAACUUCCUUUUCUUUUAGAAAUGAUAGCAUAAACUUGAACAGUAUAAUUAGGCAUUCCUCUACAAGUCUUCUGGGAUCAUCAACAAUACAGGAGCACAGCAAUACAGGUGCAAUGGGCAGCUAUGGUCACUUAUCAGCAAGGAGCACUUGUAGCCCAGCAAGCCUGAGUUUCAUUUCCAACAGCAAAAAUAAUAAUUUGCCAGUAAAUGGGCACUCACAUAGUUCAGAGGCAAUGACCUUAGUAGAACAUAAGCCAUUCAACACAUGUGAAGCCCUAUCUUCAAAUCAGGUUGUUCUUCCUAAAUACAAGGGUGAAAUUCUUUCAAAUUUACUGAAUAAACAGCAACUACCUUCCUUUCAUCAAAUACAGCUGUCAGCUGACCAUUCAAAGGAUAACUAUCAUUGCCAUUAUCCAAAGAAUGGAAAUUUGCCUGAUUGCCUCAAACCCCCUCAUGAUCCUUUCCUUGGGACACUGGAAAGUGAGAAUACGUCAUUACAAAGAAUUACUUCUGAACUUGCUGAAGAUGAUGAGACAACAGCUGAAACUCUCCUUGAAUGUCGUUGGAUUGACUGCUAUGCUGUUUUUAUGGAUCAAGAAUCACUAGUCAACCAUAUUGAAAAGAGUCAUGUAGAAAUGAGGAAAGGUGAAGAUUUCUCAUGUUUCUGGCAAGGAUGUUCAAGGCGGUCAAGACCUUUUAAUGCAAGAUACAAGUUGCUGAUACAUAUGAGAGUCCACUCUGGAGAAAAACCAAACAAAUGCCCAUAUUCAGAUUGCACCAAAGCAUUUUCUCGUCUAGAAAAUCUUAAAAUUCAUCAGAGGUCUCACACAGGAGAGAGGCCUUAUUUAUGCCAAUAUGCAGGGUGCACCAAGGCUUUUAGUAACAGUUCUGACAGAGCAAAACAUCAGAGAACUCACUUUGAUACGAAACCUUAUGCAUGUCAAGUGAUUGGCUGCCCAAAACGCUACACAGAUCCAAGCUCUCUGAGGAAACAUGUGAAAAACCAUACUGAAAAAGAGAGGCUGCAGGUAAAGAAAAAGAUGACAAGUGAAGAUGGUGAUGGAAUCAGCUCUCCUCUAAAACAACCAUUCAUUGUGGCUCCCAGUUCAGAUCUACAGUUUAUGAUGGAUGUUUCAGAACAAAGGGAUUCAAAUCAACAGAGAGAUGGCAGCUUAGUAACAGAUCAACACGUAUUUACAAACAAUGUAAACCAUGAAAAUGAUGAAGAGGAUAUCACAUCAGCCACCUCACAAGAACCAUCAGAGAGCCAUAAUGGUGCAGUUCCAGAAUACAUUCCCUAUGAUUCUAUACAAAAAAUGUUGAGCGAUAAUAUAGGUUACAUUGAAACAGCCCUGCAAGAACAUCUGGAGCUAGAUGAAUCACUUAAUCACCAGUUUCUUCAGAUAACUGCUUCGCAUGAGAUGGCACAUCACUCUCACUUGACUUUUGAGGAAACAUCUUAGCACACACACACAGCAUGUUACUGAGAGACAGUAAUUUCUUACAGAUAGUGCUCUUAGACGUGUUGUGCUUUUGACAUUUACUGCAGUUUAAUGUGGUGAUGAUAAACUGGAAACUAUUUAUUUACUUCAAAAUACGUUCCUUGCCAAUUAAUUCUGGGCAAGGAUCCAGUGAGUUGUUUCUAGUACAAAAUAUUUCAGUUAUCAACUGAAAUGUGCUCCAUUGUAGAUCAUAGUGUAAAAAUAAGAUACUAAAUUAUUGGUGUAAUUUGCUACAUUAUAUUACAUUGUCAGCAACAGCACUGAAGUAAACAUGUGUGAUGUACAAAAUAUUAAAUUAGGAAGAUAAAGUGUUGGACCGUGACUACUUCCUUGUUUAAGAGGAAUACAAAAUACUAUAAUAGAAAACUAUUCCAUAAAUAUAUUAAUUGAUCUCAUAUCUUUUUGUACAUUGAUUUU